AGCAAAGAGCAGACUCUUUCAACUGAGAAUGAGUAUUUCAGAAGCCUAAGAUUUUACAAUGAAGGUGAUCAGAGCCGUUCCUGGGAGGCAGUAAAAACUCCAUUUCCAGCCUUGGAGCAUGUGACAUUUACUCACAACAGGCAUGCCAAUUUCAGCCUCAGAACUUUCGGGCAGACAAAGGCGUGGAGAAAAGCACUGAGGCUACCUGACCCGAGAGAUCGAAUCAAUUCCGAGGGGAUCUGAAUCCACUUGGUGCAGGAUGAACUCCACUCAUCACCAUGGAAUGCACACUUCUCUCCACUUCUGGAACCGCAGCACCUACGGACCGCACAGCAAUGCCAGUGAGUCCCUUGGAAAAGGCUACUCUGAUGGAGGGUGUUAUGAGCAACUUUUUGUCUCCCCUGAGGUGUUCGUGACUCUGGGUGUCAUAAGCUUGUUGGAGAAUAUUCUGGUGAUUGUGGCAAUAGCCAAGAACAAAAACCUGCAUUCGCCCAUGUACUUUUUCAUCUGCAGCCUGGCCGUGGCUGAUAUGUUGGUGAGCGUGUCAAACGGAUCCGAAACCAUUGUCAUCACCCUAUUAAACAGUACAGAUACGGACGCGCAGAGUUUCACCGUGAAUAUUGAUAAUGUCAUUGACUCGGUGAUCUGUAGCUCCUUGCUUGCAUCGAUUUGCAGUCUGCUCUCAAUUGCAGUGGACAGGUACUUUACUAUCUUUUAUGCUCUCCAGUACCAUAACAUCAUGACGGUCAGGCGGGUUGGGAUCAUCAUAAGUUGUAUCUGGGCAGCUUGCACGGUUUCGGGCGUUUUGUUCAUCAUCUACUCAGACAGCAGUGCUGUCAUCAUCUGCCUCAUCACCAUGUUCUUCACCAUGCUGGCUCUCAUGGCCUCUCUCUAUGUCCACAUGUUCCUCAUGGCCAGACUGCACAUUAAGAGAAUUGCUGUCCUCCCGGGCACUGGCACCAUCCGCCAAGGGGCCAACAUGAAGGGUGCAAUUACCCUGACCAUACUGAUUGGGGUCUUUGUUGUCUGCUGGGCCCCGUUCUUCCUCCACUUAAUAUUCUACAUCUCUUGUCCCCAGAAUCCUUACUGUGUGUGCUUCAUGUCUCACUUUAACCUGUAUCUCAUACUGAUCAUGUGUAAUUCCAUCAUCGACCCUCUAAUUUAUGCACUCCGGAGCCAAGAACUAAGGAAAACCUUCAAAGAGAUCAUCUGUUGCUAUCCUCUAGGCGGCCUCUGUGAUUUGUCUAGCAGAUACUAA
Molecule: messenger RNA, 1258 nt
Organism: Panthera uncia (snow leopard)
Lineage: Eukaryota; Metazoa; Chordata; Mammalia; Carnivora; Felidae
Gene: MC4R
Product: melanocortin 4 receptor
Exons: 1
Coding region: 260-1258 (332 amino acids)
Biological process (GO): G protein-coupled receptor signaling pathway
Cellular component (GO): membrane
Molecular function (GO): melanocyte-stimulating hormone receptor activity
Source: RefSeq, a predicted model, not a curated record